Messenger RNA from Ectocarpus siliculosus, 3394 nucleotides. NCBI's taxonomy places the organism in Eukaryota, Phaeophyceae, Ectocarpales, Ectocarpaceae. The record is from the annotation of a GenBank genome assembly.
AUGCCAAGCGCAGAAGAGGGAGCAGACAUGGAGCUUGGAGGCAUGCACGGAAACUUGAGGGCGGAGGGGGAGGAGGGGGGAGCACGUCAGGGGCUGUUGGGGGGCGGCGGAGAGGGGGGGGGUGGGGGGAAGGGGGGGGGGGUGUUACCGAAGAGCAGCGCGGGCGGGGGUGCCCCUGGCGGGGUCGGGGCGAAGCUUAGAAGCGACCAUCGCGAAGACCCGCCUCGGCGAGAGAGCGGCGGCGGCGGCGUUGCGCUUGUCAACGGCACCGGCGGCGGUAGAACAGGCGCGAGGCCGGCGGUGGCGUCUUUCAACGCCAAGGGACCCCUGGCGGCAUGGCUGGACUCGCUGUCCCCUUCCCUCAAGUUCGCCAUCCUCGUUACCUGUGUCAUGAUGUCGUUCGGUCUCCACAACAUCCUCCAGGAGUCGCUCUUCCAGAUGGAAGGUUUCAACUUCGGCUGGUCCCUGGGCCUCCUAGAGGCUAUCGGCGUGUUGGUCGGGUCGAUGGCCGAGCGCGUUCACGGGGGCGAGGGGGGGAAGAGGGUAGCGCCCUUCCGCAGCUACGUGGUUCUAGCUGGGCUGCUGGGCAUGUCGAGCUCGCUCUCGAACAUGGCCCUCAACUACAUCAAGUACCCCACGAAGGUAAUCUUUCGCUCCUGCAAGCUCAUCCCGACCAUGGCCAUCGCCGUGCUGUGGCGCAAGAAAAUCGUGUCCAGGUGGGAGUUCCUGGCGGCGUUUUCCGUGUGUGCCGGCCUCGUCAUCUUCGGGAAGGCCGACGCUAAGCUCGAGCCAGACUUCGACCCUAGGGGGAUCGCGAUGGUGAUGCUGUCGGUGUGUGCGGACGCUUUCCUUCCCAACAUGCAGGAGCACGUGUUUAGCAUGGGCGCGUCUCGAGUGGAGGUUACGUUCUUCACCAACUCCCUCACCGUGCUCGGCAUGUUGCUGUCCACCGCCGCCAACGGAAACCUGGCUGAGUUUUUGAGCUACGCCGUCACCAGCAGCUCGGCUGUGUUGCACAUGCUGGUGUACUGCGUCAUGUCGCACGUGGCGAUCUCGGCGCACAUGAUGGUUUUGAAGGAGUACGGAAGCGUGACGACGGUGCUGGUGGGGAACACGAGAAAGUCCAUGACCAUCGCCCUGUCCUUCGUCCUGUUCCCGAAGCCGUUCAGCUACCGCUUCGUGCUGGGAGGUGCGUUGGUCCUUGGGGGUCUGGCCGCGAACGUGAUGAUCAAGGAGCGCCGUAAAGCCACCGAGUCGGGGAGAAAGUCUCGGUCUCACGAGAUCCUUCCCCAGCUCGCUGUCAACGCCGGCAAGAUCAACAAGGGCGAAGACGGCGGUAGCGGCAGGGGCGUCGGCGGCGACGGCAGCACCGCCUCCAUCGGAAACGGUACAAGCAGCAGCAGCAGCUACGCCGCCGGCGGCGGCAACCACCGCCACCACUCCCGCUCGACGAAGGACCCCGCUUCCGAAAGUUUGCUACCUCCUUCGUCGGCGCCACUGAUGACCGGCGUCGGCGGCGUCGGCGGCGGAGGCGGCGGAGGCGGCGGAGGCGGCGGAAUUAGCGUUGGCAACCCAAUCGACCGCCUUUCAUCGUCGAACCAGAAGAGGCAGCGCCAUCAGCAACAACACGACACCGCAACCGGGCACCUGAAGCAAGGGCUGCUGCCAUCGUGGCGAGCGGCCGCGGCCGCGAGAAGCGGCUGGCGCUUUGCUCCAUGGAGAGCGGCGGCGGGGGUUCCCGCGAGGGAUAGCGUGGCGUCUGGCGAGGGCAGGGGUCUCGGUGCAUCAGGCUAGGGUCCGCGGUUGUUCUCGCGAGUGGUUCAGCGUCGCCGAAGCCAGAUGGAUGCCCUCGCGGUGACCUUUGUGCGGGGAAUGAUAAUUUCUUGGUCUUCCGUUGUCGCUUAUUUUCAUGCUCUUCACGUCUUGGCCGCCAAGAAGGAUCUGCUGGUGAGGACCGACAAGGUUUAGCUGGGAGUUUUCUUGUUGGGGGUAGGGAGGCCUCACUCGGGUGAGGUACGGGGCCCCCGAUGGUUUGAGGUGCUUUGUUGAUUCUGUUUUUUGUGUUUUUUAUGUGGUUCUGGGGGAGACACGGUUUUGGGUAUGUUUUCUCUUGCGGUUCUUUCCUGUUUCGCUGGGGUUAGCUUCUUGUCUUAGCUCGAACAUGUCGUAGUAAACAUACAUACACUACAUAUUCUAAUUUUUUAAUAGUGCGCGCGUGGGAGCCCUUUGGUCCGCAAAAGCGGGGCCGAUUCGUCCCCUUGUACUUGGCUCGAAACGAGAAAGUACACUGUAGAGGCAGUCCGGUGGUCUUCGAUUCUGGCGCUUUUUUGCUGUCUUGUGUGAGCCUUGGCGUCGAAGGGAGCCCUGUUUGUUGGGUCCUAUGUCGGCUUGGUCGCGUCGAUAGCCUUCGCGAGCAUAUAAUGCUUGGUUAAAGAGGGGGUACGUGGUGGGUUUGGGGGGGUGCGUACGUGGUGGGUUUGGGGGUUAGGGUUAGGCCCUUAAUAUAUUUUCAGAGACGUUACAUUGCGAAGGCAGUUCGGUCGUCCCAGUAGCCGCACGAUCACGGACCAUUCUUCCAAGUCGGCGGCAUUUCAACUUUUGCCGUGGCAAGUCGUUUGUAAGUAUUCAAGCGUAGCAUGGAGUAGCGACAAUUUCCCGCUGCGGCUUUGAUGCUGCUGCGCGCUUUCUCUCUUGCUGCGGCGUGCAUUCCGAACUUCCAAAGUUCGUUCUCCUGCUCGUUAUGGUUUGUCUGUUGGCCAACAGACAGGAAAUAUUAUUUGUAUGUCAAUGUCUCCUGUCGUCUGUCGUGUGAUGGGUCCUUCGGUACUGCUGCUGUGUGCGUGAGUGCGCCGCCGACGGCGGCUGUGAGAGUCGGCCUACGCUACCUUUGUGUGCGUUGCGUUGUUUGGGGGUCGCGCGUGCCUGGCGUUAGAUGCGAACGGCAUCGCACGCUCGUAGGCCAAUCGUUCUUCCGAGUUGUCUGUUUGCACCCGGCGGGCGUUUAUUACGUGGUUGCAUGUUUUUGUCCUUGGUGUUUUGGGCGGCGUGUCCCGUGUGCGUUUCGUGGGACAACUGCCCCCCUGUACGCCACCAUCGCUGAUCCGGCUGCUACCGUGGGCACUUCAAUCGGGGUGGACACACCCACACGCACACCCAUAGUGUUUCCUGUUCUACAUCAUGCGUUUGCAUCGAAUUUGUGUUUCUUCGCUGCUAGUGGUUGAGCGUACUCUAGGUGUUUUUUUACGUGUUGCCGUCUUGUAUUUAUGCGUUGCUUGUUGGAGGUUGUUAGCUUGUGGCCGACCAUGGAAUUUGUGUGAAUCGGAGAGUGAGGAAAUGGAGGUGGGUGGUGUGUGCUGGAUACUGCGAUCGUGUAGAAGGGCUCAUAUAUUGGAGA